AUAGCUUUAACCUUUCACUAUAAUUUGGAGUUUCCAUUUUAUACAUUGAACACAUCCUGUUGAAACUAGAAACUUAGGUCAUCGGGAGUGAAGCAAAUGUCCGAAUUGGAAGCAAUUGAGAGCCUGAAAGGAAUUAUGCUGACACCUACUGAUGCCAAGGAUCCACCACCUUCACCCGUCCAGGCACUCUUUGGUGGUUUGACAGCUGGUGUUAUUGCACUAGUCCUAUACAAAUUUACAACAACUAUCGAGUCAUCUCUCAAUCGGCAAGCAAUCUCUGAUAAUUUCUCGGUUCGUCAAAUGACAAUAACAAUAAGAACCAUCGUUAAUGGCUUGUUCUACCUUGCAACAUGUGUGUUUGGCAUGAACUCUAUAGGCUUAUUCCUCUAUUCUGGCCAGCUUGUCUUAAACUUGCUCUCUGGGAGUUCUACUCCAAGUCAAGAAACUGAAAACAAAAGACAAACACAACUGAGCUCUGAUCCUGUAGAUACAAGUGGGAGAAACAUUAAUAAAGAUGAUAUAGCUUCGGAGAGUACAGAUUAAUUCAAGGUAUAAAAAAGAAGGGAAUAAAUUCAGUAGCCGAGUUUGUGUGAUGUACAAAUUCAAUGAGGCCACACCCUUGUUGCUAAGACAAUGUCUAUUCUGCCCUUUUUGUUAGCCCCAACAUCAGAAUGCCGCGAGCUACUUAGAUUACAGAUACUAGAACUCCCCCUUUGAUUUAGAAAGUACUUCGUAGUUCUUUUUAUUAAAACACACAUGUAAAGUACUGUGACGAUGCUAUAGCACUAUAUGAAGAUCAUAGACAAGAUACUUCAUCAUGCAGGCAAGCUUCAUUAAACCAAUCCAAGCUUCUCCUUAGACAAACAUCAUUUAACCAUCCCAGAUUUCUCCCCCCUAGACAAACUCCCAAGGGUGUAAUAAGAAGUUGCAACAUCU
This is a messenger RNA of Cuscuta campestris, 936 nucleotides long. The record is from the annotation of a GenBank genome assembly. Lineage: Eukaryota; Viridiplantae; Streptophyta; Magnoliopsida; Solanales; Convolvulaceae.